This is a messenger RNA of Daphnia carinata, 3400 nucleotides long. RefSeq names its product soluble guanylate cyclase 89Da-like. Gene Ontology annotation, molecular function: guanylate cyclase activity; heme binding; oxygen sensor activity. The transcript has 16 exons. The coding region runs from base 1317 to 3242 and encodes 641 amino acids. Lineage: Eukaryota; Metazoa; Arthropoda; Branchiopoda; Diplostraca; Daphniidae. Gene Ontology annotation, biological process: cGMP biosynthetic process; response to oxygen levels; nitric oxide-cGMP-mediated signaling. The record is from RefSeq and is a predicted model, not a curated record. Gene Ontology annotation, cellular component: guanylate cyclase complex, soluble.
CAUCACCGACGUGAUUCUACAUAUGCGACGCUGUAUAAAAGAUAACUAACGCCAAUUCCGUCUAAUGCGUCUGGAAAAUUCGCUUCAUCACACAAGAAAAUUUACAGGGUUCUACACAAAUCGAACGCUGAUUCAUAGGCGGGGAUGUCAUUAUGUUGCAAGUGGACAAGAAUAAGAUGCAAUCGCAACAAACGAAGGGUUUUUUCUACCUGAUUUCACUCGAUUCCUGUAACUCCUUUCAACUCAAUGAAUCAAGAAUUUCAAGAAAAAAGUUUUGUAUCCCUGGUGGGCUGUUUCCAAACCAACGAGAGUUCUUCGUUGGCUUUCUAUUUUCCAAGGUUUCACUACUAGACUGUCGAUUGUGAAGUACUCACCGCACAAGGACCAACAAACGUGGGAUGCAGUUUUUUUCUUAAUCCGGGAGUUCAGCGAUGUGCAAGUGUUUUCAUCAACACUGUUUUGUUUGUGACUAGUGAAAGACAAAACCAGCAAACCACUUCCCAAUGAAGGAACGGAGUAAAAAUCGUCGGAUCGUUGUCACCUUUUCAGGUAGUAUAUUUUAUGACGUAACGUUGACGUAAAUCGUUUGGGAAUUUAAUGAAUAUGUAAUCAUUUAUAUUUAUUGACUGGAGCUUUCAGUUUUAGCUGUUUCAUGUUUCAUUUUCAAAUGCUUAGGGGCGUCGCUGAUUCUCGUUGAAACAACGAUUGAUAAUUUCACAAGUAUUCCUUGGAAUUUUGAUCUUGGGAAAGAUAAAAAGCAAGCAGAAGAGCUGUAGCUUCAUAUUUGGCUUUUUUGUUUCCUCUCAGAUUUUUAUUUAGAAGUAAAAUGUGAUCCGUGAUGCCUGACUUAUUUAAAGUAUUCAUCAAGGAAAUCCCUCUAUACCUGCCAAUUCCGUGAGUUGUUCUAUAUUUAGUAACUGAAUCUAUUUAUACCAAAAUGUCCACCUGGAGGUGUUUAGUAAGUGAAUUCUCAUUCCAAGAUUUCUUUAGAAACAGUGCGCCGGUUAGUAAGUGAGACCCACACUGCAAUAGAUUAGUGCAUGCGGAUGGGAAAACUGGUCAGGCAUUUGGACAUCAACAGUAGCUCGAAAUUGUAGUGUUGAUAGGUUAUAUAAAGGCUGUGUUGAGUGCCAUUAACCAGAAAUUUUCGACCGCACAGCAAGUUCGCAUUCGACAAGUUUCUUUGGCACGUUAAAGAAAAUAAAUAUAUCUUUUCAUUUUUUUUUUAUUUUCCAGAUUAAAUUUCCUCAUUCCUUGAAUUGGAAGAUUCAAAAACAAAACUUCUUUGGUUUAGCACCGUAAAUCAAUAUUCUAGUAUGUACGGAAUAAUUUUCGUGACCAUAGGAUCUGUCGUUCAGGCAGAAUAUGGAACCGAUCUAUGGUUCUCGCUUCUAGAAAAAGUAGGCUACCGAAACAUAAUUUUCUGCACGCAUAGUGUGUAUCCAGAUGAUUUGGUUGCAAACCUAGCGAACGCUGCCGUAACUGAAAUCGGCAACGGUUUAACUGUAAAAGAUGUUAUUAUGUAUUUCGGUCGCUGUUUCAUCCGAGCAGCUGGGACUUUUGGAUAUGAAAAAUACAUCAAAAGAUGUGGACGAUUCUUUUGCGAUUUUCUUUCCGGAAUCGAUAGUGUUCACUUGCAUAUGAAAUACACCUACCCCAAAAUGGAUAAUCCUUUCAUUUACAUUCUCGAGGAAGACGAGAAUGGCGUCGUCAUCCAUUAUAGGACUUCCCGGAGCGGCUUUCCUCCUUUCCUUUAUGGCAUAUUAGAGCAGGUCGCCAAAGAUUUUUACGACCUGCAUAUUUCUACGCCCUUGCUUCCAGAUAAACCAAAUGAAAACAAUGAAGAAGGCCUUAAAUAUCAAAUUCGGCUCAAUUUUGACAAUCGGAAUUACAUGGCUUGUAAGGCCAUGGAAAAUGGUGCGAUUGCGCUGGAGCGCAAAGGGAAUUUCCUCGGCAAUCUAAAGUGCAACAAGCAGCACAAACCGCUGACUGAACUAUCGAGCGGCAUUUUAUUGCAGCUGUUUCCCUUCAGCAUGAUUUUCCGGUUGGAUCUCAAGAUAAUCUCUGUUGGUUAUCAGCUGAAGCAAUUGUUUUCGCGUCGCAAGUUGAUCGGACAAUCCCUCCCUGAGGUUGCAAGGUUGCGACGCCCCAGGUUAAAUCUCAGCUGGGAAAAUUUGGUCACUCUUCAGCGCGUUGCGUGUGAGCUUGAAAUGAUGUUGGUUACGCAAACCACUGACGAAAAUUCAUUGUCGAAGAUUUCCAGGACAAUAUCAUACAAAUCAAAAAGAGUGGAACCUAAUUAUCUUUUACUUCGUGGCGAAAUGCGACACAUUAAAGAUUGGCAAGCCAUCAUAUAUCUCUGCAAUCCGCUAAUUGACAACAUCGAUGAUUUGUCCGAAUUGGGACUCACGCUUAGUGAUCUCACUUUACACGGACAUGGUCGCGAAAUGAUCAUGGCAGGACAACAACACAAUUCUAGAUUGGAAGAUUUGUACGAACGUGCCGAAGAAAAGGCAAACCAAUUGCAAGUAACGCACGAACUUCUCGACGAAUGGAAAAUGCGAGGUGACGAGCUGCUCUAUUCCAUGAUUCCUCAAUCCAUUGCCGAAGGGCUACGAAGAGGCCAAGAGCCAGUUGACACUUGCGAGGCUUUUGAAUGUGUAACUAUCUCGUUUGUGGAAAUGACAAACAUGGACGAUCUAAUGACUAAAAGUGCACUAGAGGCUGUCAGUUGUAUGAAUGCCGUUUUCUCUGCACUUGACAAUGUGAUUGAUCAACACAACGUUUACAAGGUGGAGACGAUAGGGAAUGUGUACAUGGUAGUUGGAGGUGCUCCAACCAAAAACGAAACGCACAUAAAAGAUGUGUGUAUGGUGGCACUUGGCUUCUGUGAUGUGAUGGAGGAGUUGUCUGUGAACAACGACACACGUGUCCGGAUUCGUAUAGGAGUUCAUUCUGGUCCUGCGGUUGCUGGAGUCUUGGGCAGAAAAAUGCCUCGCUAUUGUUUUUUUGGUGACACUGUCAACACUGCAGCCCGCAUGCAAAGCACCAGUUUGCCUGGCAAAAUUCAAAUUUCGCGCGUGGCUUACAACCUUUUGCAAUGCUUUGAUGGAUUCAUUAGUGAACCACGCGGAAUCGUGAUGGUUAAGGGCAAAGGCGAAAUGGAAACUCAUUGGCUUUUACGAUACCAGCCGCUCCAGAAGAAAUUUUCCCUUGACGACGAAGAAUCUGAUUUCCUCUAGCGGAGCACCUGGAAAAAUUCAAUUACACUCUUACUUCCUUUUCCUUGGUCAUUCUGGAAUUAACCAACGUAUGAUACGAACGUCCAUUAUGAGCCGCUCGAUCUCCAUACUGUUAGGAAUUAAAGAAUGUGUGGUAUCUCAAUUGCUAUUCUUUUUUU